This is a messenger RNA of Tribolium castaneum (red flour beetle), 590 nucleotides long. RefSeq lists its product as uncharacterized. Bases 144 to 440 code for a protein of 98 amino acids. Lineage: Eukaryota; Metazoa; Arthropoda; Insecta; Coleoptera; Tenebrionidae. The record is from RefSeq and is a predicted model, not a curated record. Gene Ontology annotation, molecular function: death domain binding. The transcript is spliced from 2 exons. Gene Ontology annotation, biological process: negative regulation of autophagy; cellular response to amino acid starvation; apoptotic signaling pathway.
UUUUGAAGGUUUCUCACCAAAAAUAAUAAAAUUAGCAUAAAAACAUUGAUAAAAGCAUAGGAGAGUAAAAAUAAUACGCCGCGGUUGAAGGUCGACGCGUUUGACUACGUGUUUUUGUUUACAUUGCAACAUAUUGCUCCAAGAUGUCAAGCCCUAGCAAGAGCGAGUGCGAAUUAAAAGCCGGCCAUCCCCCUGCAGUGAAAGCUGGAGGGAUGAGAAUCACGCAACACAAGACCAGAAAGGAUUCUGGAGGCCUCACUGAGGACACCACCGGAAUCACAAUUUCGGGAAGCCCCCCGAAGACCACCACCAUCUCCGGGGCCGUCCCCAAGGGACACGCUGACUUCCCCGCCGAGGCGGUGCAAAGCUUUCACAAGGAAAAACCCCCAGUCUGUGUUCCCAACAAGCCAAUGAACCACAUCCAACAGCCAAGGAAAUAGGAUUCCGCAACACGUUUGCUAUAUUUUUACAUUUCUACUAUAGAAAGAAACGUUUCUAAUAUUUUUAUCGUGGGCUUGGGAUAGUUAUUAUUGAUAUAAUUUGACUAGAGUUGUUCUGACUACUUCUGUUUAAUAGAAUUUUUCGAAAAA